This is a messenger RNA of Malus domestica (apple), 1520 nucleotides long. RefSeq names its product probable sodium/metabolite cotransporter BASS1, chloroplastic. Lineage: Eukaryota; Viridiplantae; Streptophyta; Magnoliopsida; Rosales; Rosaceae. Gene Ontology annotation, cellular component: membrane. The record is from RefSeq and is a predicted model, not a curated record.
GAUCUUGACUGCCAUGUGCAUGUUAGAUGACGAAGAGCCAGUUGCAAAACACUGUAAACACCUGAAAGCGAAAUCAAGUACUCACUAGCCGGAGAGGGAAAAUGCAGUCGUCACUCUCAUAUCCCCAUGGAAUCACAGGCUUCUUCAAAUUCCAACCGAACCCCAUUUCAAACCAAUCGCCACCGACAUCCAAAUCAUUCCCGUUCUCUCACUACACCAACACAUCUCUUUCCUCUUCUUCCAUUCAGCUCGCUCUAAGAUCCCACUGCAACUCGCAACCACAAUUGCAACCACAAUUUCCCAGCAAACCCACUUGGCAUCUACCCUCGAAUCCCUUUUCACCGAUACCAACAGCCAAGAACGCACGAUUACCACUAGCUCCGCUUCACUGCGGCAUUUCGUCGAACAACUCCAACGCAAAUGCGACUAGGAGUUUCAGAGAUUGGGUUGAACUGGUUGGUGAGGCUGUGUCGACUGCAUUUCCGAUUUGGGUUGCUUUGGGGUGCCUGUUGGGGCUGCUCAAGCCGAGCUCCUUCAAUUGGGUCACACCCAACUACAACAUCUUAGGUUUGACACUGACCAUGCUCGGCAUGGGCAUGACCCUCACUUUCGCCGACCUUCGUGGCGCCUUGGCUAUGCCCAAGGAGUUGCUUGCUGGCUUUGUUCUUCAGUACUCGGUGAUGCCUUUAUCAGGAUAUUUUGUGAGCAAGCUUUUGAAUUUGCCAUCGUAUUAUGCAGCUGGUUUGAUAUUGGUUGGUUGCUGCCCAGGUGGAACAGCAAGUAACAUUGUAACUUAUAUUGCACGUGGAAAUGUGGCACUUUCGGUUUUAAUGACAGCAGCAAGCACUUUAUCAGCUGUGAUCAUGACCCCAUUUCUCACAGCUAAACUUGCCGGCCAAUAUGUUGCCGUAGAUGCAGCUGGGCUCUUAUUCUCAACACUGCAGGUUGUGCUUCUCCCUGUUUUGGCGGGUGCAUUUCUGAAUCAGUAUUUCCAAGGCCUGGUUAAAUUCGUCUCCCCCGUGAUGCCACCCAUUGCUGUAGCAACUGUAGGUGUUCUUUGUGGGAAUGCAAUUGCCCAGAGUUCAUCUGCAAUCCUUACAUCUGGUAAACAAGUGGUGCUUGCUUCCGCUCUUCUUCAUGCAAGUGGAUUUUUCUUUGGAUACAUCUUUUCAAGGAUGCUUGGGCUCGAUGUCACAUCAUCAAGGACUAUCUCCAUCGAGGUUGGCAUGCAGAAUUCGGUGCUUGGAAUUGUUCUAGCCGGUCAGCACUUCGGAAACCCUCUAACUGCGGUACCAUGUGCUGUUUCCAGCGUUCUCAUUCAAUCUUGGGUAGUGCCUUGGCAGGAUUCUGGAGACAGACCGUACCAACCCAGAAGCAAGAUUGAAAUGUAUCUGUCGGAAUUUCUUUUCGAACGUUUUAGCUGCGGAACAGUUGGAUUUGCACUUUCCGGUGCUGGUCUGUGAAUAAGUUGAACAAUGUAUGUACUUUACCUUUCAAUGUGAAUCCUUUGAUUUUCUCUC